This is a messenger RNA of Cucurbita maxima (winter squash), 2347 nucleotides long. RefSeq names its product WRKY transcription factor 44-like. Gene Ontology annotation, molecular function: sequence-specific DNA binding; DNA-binding transcription factor activity. NCBI's taxonomy places the organism in Eukaryota, Viridiplantae, Streptophyta, Magnoliopsida, Cucurbitales, Cucurbitaceae. The transcript has 6 exons. Gene Ontology annotation, biological process: regulation of DNA-templated transcription. The record is from RefSeq and is a predicted model, not a curated record. Bases 669 to 2057 code for a protein of 462 amino acids.
UCCAUGGCCAGGCAGUCCGUGUGUAAACAUGGAAGCUCAUUUAACCAAAUUAUCAUCAUUGCUUCUUCAGGCUCUUCCCUUCGCAGCAGCAGCACGUGCAUCGCCCAAUUCAACUACCAUUCUUCUCAGUAGAAUUUCAGUUGGCGGGAUUGGCCACUCCCUGCUCUUCCUCUUCGCCCCCACCCCCAACUAACUAAAACCCCCCACACCCACAAUCUCCAAAACCCCCUUGCUUAUCGCCCCCCACCCCUUUAAUCUGUUCCUCCACGAUGAAAGCGGCGACCACCAGUUUCUCCUUCACUCACCUCCGCUCUCUGUUCUUCGUCUUCUUCAGAUUGUUUCUGCAAAUGGGGUUUCUUCUCGUCUUCCAUUUUGAAAUCAUCUGCUAAGGAAACCCACUUUCAAAUAAUCCCAUUUGAAGUGAAGAUCGUCUUGGAGAACCAGUGGUUCGAGAUUCCGUGGAUGGGCUUGAAGCAAUUGGUAUGGAGUCUCGUUUGACCACAAACAAUGUAGACCAACCAUUGCUUAAGCCUUCAGCUUGAUUCUUUGUUGGGUCCUUUCAAAGCUAUUGGAUACCGCAUUCUGGGAAGCAAUUAUUUGGUUAUCAACGUUUUCUUGAAUGUUCAUAGGCGUGUCUUUUCUGAGAAAAACGUGACUUCUUGUACAUCAUGGACAAUAAAGCGGCGGAGAGAGUUGUUGUUGCCAGACCGGUUGCGUCGAGGCCGACAUGUUCCAGUUUUAAGUCAUUCUCUGAUAUCCUUGCGUGUGCCUUCAAUACUUCUCCACCUAAUAUGUCAUCAGAAACAACCAAGGUUGCUGCCAUAAGACCAAAGACAGUGAGGUUUAAGCUGAAGGACAAUCCUGCUCCAUCACCCAUGGCCAAAAUUUCGGAAACCGCCCCUCGAACGAUCUCUUGUAGUUCAUCUGAUAAUCUUGCCAUAUCAGACAGCAAAACCACUGUUUUAUUCAAACCUUUGGCGAAGCAUGUAUCGAAACAGACCGUCUCUCAGCUGUCACACAUUGGGAACACCAAUUUGCAAAACUGUUUACCACAUCCACCUGAUAAGGACAGUAUUCAAUGUCCAAAUCAAGGUAAAGACAAUGUCCAAUCUGCACUGACCUCAAAUCUUCCCCAGAACAUCACAUCCACCGUUGAAAACAGCCAAUCUAUUGAAAGCUCAAGAGUGACAUUGAAUUAUAGCAAAGAGGAUCCAACAUUGCUUCAUUCUCAAGUAAGUUGUGCUCAGCCUUCUUAUGACGGAUAUAAUUGGAGGAAAUAUGGACAAAAGAAAGUUAAGGGAAGCAAGUAUCCGCGGAGUUAUUACAAGUGCACACAUCCAAGUUGUCCUGUCAAGAAAAAGGUUGAGAGAUCAUUGGAUGGGAAGAUUGCUGAAAUUGUUUACAAAGGUGAGCACGACCACCCAAAGCCUCAGCCUCUAAAGCUCAACUCAUCAGGGACACCAGGGGAAGGUUCGAUAUCAGAUGGAACGGUACGAGAUACUAAUCCGAAGCUAUGGCUUUAUUACCUCAACGGACAAAUAGAAGGUAGUGAAAGUCAGCUCGAGAAUCACAUCGAAAAAACUUGUCAAGGCACAGUUACAUUACCCUUUGAUCCAGUUGUAGUUAGAGAAGUCCAUACUGGAUGUAGAAUCUCUGAUAAUUCAUGCGGUCUAAGUGUAGAAUGUGAAGAAGGAAGCAAGGGACUUGAAUCCACAGGUGAUAAAUUGCGAAGUAAAAGAAGGGGUGGCAAAAAUCCAACAAAUGAAGCUGAUAUAUCAAUUGAAGGUGUUUAUGAGCACCAUGCUAUGGCUCGAUGCUCCGCUGAUAUUGAGAUUUCUGGCAAAGGCAUUCGCUGGAGAAAAUAUGGGCAGAAAGUUGUAAAGGGAAAUCUAUACCCUCGAAGUUACUACAGAUGUACCGGUCUCAAAUGCAAAGCGCGCAAGUACGUCGAACGAGCGUCGGAGGUUCCAGAUUCCUUUAUCACUACUUAUGAAGGAAAACACAAUCAUGAUAUCUCACUUGGAAAUGCAAAUCAUGUAGCUCCUCAAAUGGAAUAACCCAAAAGAAUAGAAACAAAUGGAUUGAUUCACUUGUGGAGCAGAGUGAAGGCAGCCAGCAUGUGGAGAGGAAACAUCGAAUCAUUUUGAAGAUAUCGUCGUCUAUUGCUCAUCCAUAUCGGUACGUCGUUUCGUCUUCAACAUCCAUAGUUUCGACGUGUAUGGUUUGUUGCAAGAGUAGUGCCUACUCUUCAUUGUGCUGCUUUUAGUUGAGCAAAUUUUCAAGCACUUCCAAUGAGUCUGUUACAUUUUGUGUCAUUAAACCAACAAGAUAGCUUUGUUUUUUCCUC